AGCGGGCGCCGCGCGCGCUCCCAUUGGCCGCCCCGCCGUCAGCUGCUCCUAUUUUCUGCUGUCGCUUUUGGCGCUCGGCCAUCCAGAAACAAACCACUUCGAUGACUCCUAAUAGUUAUCGCCAGAUGUACUAAUACACAACAAAUCACGGUCCGGGAGAGGGGGAGAGCAAAUGAGUUCCUAUUUUGUGAAUCCCACUUUCCCGGGGAGCCUGCCCGGGGGCCAGGACUCCUUCCUCGGGCAGAUCCCCCUGUACCCGGCGGGCUAUGAUGCUCUCAGGCAUUUUCCGGCUUCGUACGGGGCAAGCAGCCUGCAGGACAAGACUUACACCUCACCUUGUUUCUACCAACAGUCCAACACCGUCAUUGCUUGCAGUCGGGCUUCCUAUGAGUACGGAGCCUCUUGUUUUUAUUCGGACAAGGACAUUAGUAGCGCCUCUCCUUCCGGCAGUGGCAAACAGAGGGGGCCCGGGGACUACCUGCACUUUUCUCCCGAUCAACAGUACAAAACCAGCGGCGGCCAAGCCAAAAUUAUAAAUGACGAAGGCACCGACCGGAAGUACACGAGCCCUGUUUACCCCUGGAUGCAGCGGAUGAACUCCUGCGCUGGUACAGUAUAUGGAACACAUGGGAGACGAGGGAGGCAAACUUACACCAGAUACCAAACGCUAGAGUUAGAGAAGGAAUUUCAUUUUAACAGAUACUUAACCCGAAGACGACGCAUUGAGAUUGCAAACGCUCUCUGCCUUACUGAACGCCAGAUUAAAAUAUGGUUUCAAAACAGGCGGAUGAAAUGGAAAAAGGAAAACAAAUUCAUAAAUUCCACACAGCCCAGCAGCGAAGAAACAGAGGAAAAGUCAGGGGAGUAGAACCACGUUUAAUAAACGCUACCAGGCCUUUCCUUAGCGCUUACUACUACUACUACUACUAUUAUUAUUAUUAUUUACCUUGUGUUCCUUCUGCUACUGAAAUCCUAUAGGUUUGUCACAGUCUAUUAAUCCCCAAAAGGCUUGGUUAAAAGAUGUACAUUUGCAAUCAUCUGUGACUUGCUCUAAUAUAUGUGGAAGCCCCAGCUUUUGAGCUAUAGGCAUGUAUGUAUGUAACCACCUUCUCAAAGCAUAUAUGGCGUUGGUUAAAGUAUUAGAGAAUUGGCCCAGCAUUUUAAAUAUUUGAGAUGAGCAUCUGUGUGUGGGUGAGUGUCCCUGGUGUGCUUGUGUGAGA
Messenger RNA from Ficedula albicollis (Collared flycatcher), 1220 nucleotides. It is a transcript of the gene HOXA6, whose product is annotated as homeobox A6. Gene Ontology annotation, cellular component: nucleus. The transcript is spliced from 2 exons. Gene Ontology annotation, molecular function: RNA polymerase II cis-regulatory region sequence-specific DNA binding; DNA-binding transcription factor activity, RNA polymerase II-specific. The record is from RefSeq and is a predicted model, not a curated record. Bases 173 to 868 code for a protein of 231 amino acids. NCBI's taxonomy places the organism in Eukaryota, Metazoa, Chordata, Aves, Passeriformes, Muscicapidae. Gene Ontology annotation, biological process: regulation of transcription by RNA polymerase II; anterior/posterior pattern specification.